This is a messenger RNA of Eublepharis macularius, 908 nucleotides long. RefSeq names its product relaxin-3-like. Gene Ontology annotation, cellular component: extracellular region. The record is from RefSeq and is a predicted model, not a curated record. Lineage: Eukaryota; Metazoa; Chordata; Lepidosauria; Squamata; Eublepharidae. The coding region runs from base 1 to 579 and encodes 192 amino acids. The transcript is spliced from 2 exons. Gene Ontology annotation, molecular function: hormone activity.
AUGAGGCUGAAGAAGCCGCUCCUUUUGCUGUUACUGCUGGCGGCGGCGGGACUGAAUGGACGGGACGCUCCGGCAGCUGGAGCAGAAGCGCUCAGCGAAAGCCACCCCAACGGCGAAUACGGCAUCAAGCUGUGCGGACGCGAAUUCAUCCGCGCCGUCAUCUUUAUCUGCGGAGGGUCCCGGUGGAAGAGGCUCUCCGAAAGCAGCGGGGCGGAGGAGCGGUCGCGCGGUGGUGGCGCCGGCACUGAGUUUGUUCAAGGGAUAGAGGAUAUAAAGCUGCAGUCAGUCUUAGAUCCUGAACUGGAGCAACUACAACACAUUGGACAGCAGCCACUGAAAGUCAUGUUUAAUUUAUAUGGUGAUUAUAAUGUAUAUGUUCCUGCUUCUGAUAACUUCAGUGAAUACAUCCGCCAAAUAGAGAGUGGGAUUCAGCAAAGGAGAGGUUUGGCAAAACUGAUUAAAUUAAAUAAUUUUCCCUGGGUCAAUAGUCCCCGGAGAAAACGUGACUACUCUAUGGGGGUGGCUGAAAUGUGUUGUAAAUGGGGAUGUACCAAAACCGAGGUUAGUAGACUAUGUUAAGAUUACGAUUACAUCCCUGUAUUUGGUUUUUUUGUAUCAGGGAAAUUGUCUUAGUUACAGGGCUAUCUGAUCGAAUGCUGUAGCGCAGGAACCAGUGAAGACUGUUAAUGUUUCAUUUAUUUUGUCUGCAAGUAACUGAUGGUAUCUUCACCUCUUUUAAACAUAAAAACUCCUACAUGCACAGCUGUCUGUAAAGCUCUUUUACAUUGCAUUUAUUUACCAUUUUUACAAAAAAAGUUUUUUUCUAUUUUUACCUGCCCUAAAAUAAUGCUGAGGUUCAUGUAAUGCUUGUAAAAUUAAAGCAUACAUUAAAGCUUGCAGAAUCUACA